UGGACGAGGUUUUGUCGACGGAGGCAGCGGUUAUUAUGGUUAUGAGCUAGCUUCCUACAGCCACCGCCAUAGCCAGAGCUUCGUCUCAUCGCCAUCGCCCUUGCCUUCACUCCAUUUUCCAUGUCCGAUGCUGCAACCACGUUGCCUCUCUUUCUCCUUCUUCUUUUUCGUGUUCCGCAUGUUUGGAAAAUGCAGUCGUCCUGUAGGUAUUAGGGGAGUCCUCCACUUCAGGCCUUGGUUGAUGAUGGUUCCUGGAUCACUGCUCAUUUUUGGAGCAGCAGCUGCUCACCGUUCAUGCAGACUUGGAAACAGUAUUUGGUUGAAGAUCUUGAGAAAGCAGGAGACGAGGAAAUAAUUUGUUUUGGACGGUGUGCGUUUGUGAUUCACUGAGAUGGCAGGCGAGUACACGCGGGAGAUAGAGAGUAUUGAGGAGAAUAAGAAGAAAGGAUGGAUGAUGACGGGGAAGAAUUUGAUCCAGAGACGCACGACCAAGCAGCUCAUCGAGGAUGCGCUUCUCACGCGCUUCCAUGUCCAGGAAGAGCGCCAGGAAAAGAAUCGGAGGGAGUUUGUCGCCAAGAAAGUGCAAGAGCUGCUAAUUUUGCGACGGCAACAGCGAGACUUCAUCUUCGAGAAAUUCCAUGCUUCAAUGCACGCAACAAAACUGAAGGAGCAGUAUGCUUCUGCCAUGCAACGGGCUCUGCGGGCUUCGUGGCACAACAUUCUGGGUCUGGAGUUUAUUCGUGAACAGAAAGAGGACAAGGACAGCGAGGUCGCAACGCAUUUUAAUAAAUACCAGAGUGAGGAAGCAGCAAAGGACAUUGCAGAGUUUGAAACUAAGACUGGCUUUGAACUUGGAGCAGAAGUAGCUUCUGCCCCUCCAUCAGGGGGCAAGAAACCACCACCAAACCAAACGCCGAAGAAGAAAAUGAGUAAAACUGUUCAACCUGUUGAAGAGCCCCCUUUCAAACUCGAUCCUAAAUCUCUGGAAGAGAAGCGAAAAACUGAGGAGAAGGCAGCCAUGGCCUUAAUAUUGGAAAUCAAAAACCGAAAAUUUGAAGAAUUCGCUUAUAAGUUGGAAGCACUAAAACAAUUAAAACAUGAGGAACUUGAGGCACAGGAAGGACAACGCAUGAUAGAUGAAGAAGAAUCCAUGAGGUACGCUGAAGAGUAUGCUACUGUUCGGGCAGCUCAAGAGGCAGAAGAGGCGGAGAAGCAGCAUUUGCUCAAGGAACAGGAAAUGGUGGCACAGGAUACAUGGCUUGCUCAACAUCAAGAGCUUGAGAAGAAAAAUCUGGCAGAUCUUGCUGUGAUACGAACUCAGGAACAUGAAUUAUGUAUGAUGUAUUUCAACGACAAAGCUGAUGAAAUCAAUGAAGAAUACAAUCGAUGGAGGGUGGACAUUCAAGCGAAGCGUGAAAAGAGGUUGCAGAAACACAGCGACUUCUGUUUUGACAUAGUUCUCCAGUGGGUUAGUAUGGCAGAAUGUAUUAACGAAUACCGGCUUGAGAUCGGUAAGCGCUUGCCCGCUCAUGAGUGGAGAGAAUGGAAGAACUUAUUCAUCAAAGGAGCUAUCCUCCCAGUAGUUUUACCACGUCCUCCAACACCAGCCGAGCCUCCCAGUGAAAAAGAACUGAGGCUUGCCAAGGAAGAGUUGGAAGCGUAUCUGCAAGAGAAAGGAGACUAUGCAAAUGCAGAGGGAAUAGAACCUAUUGGCAAAAAUAAAGAGUUAGGAAAGUUCUUGGUAGACAUUGAUUGCAUGGCUGAGAGCCUAGCUGAGCCAUUCAAACGCCCUGACCUAUCAAAGUCCAGUCUCAUGAUUUCUGUUGUAGGGGUUCCACAUGCAGGUAUUCUUGCAUUACUUUACAUUUUUCUUAAGGCUAAAAUCUGUUUCCUGCUAGAUCAUGACCGUGGUCUUGAUUACACAUUACUAGCUUUGUUAUUACGUAUCUUGAUUAAGAAGAUCAAUUUUAGCUCUCAGCAUGGAGGUGCUGCUAAAUAAGA
This is a messenger RNA of Physcomitrium patens, 2001 nucleotides long. Lineage: Eukaryota; Viridiplantae; Streptophyta; Bryopsida; Funariales; Funariaceae. The record is from RefSeq and is a predicted model, not a curated record.